AUGCAAGCCAUCCGCUUGCACCCAGCUCCCCCAUCCCACCCUGCCUACUCCCCCACCAACCCAGCCCCAACCUCCGCCCUCCGCCUCGACCACGCCAUCCCCAUCCCCAAGCCCACCCGCCCAGACGAGCUCCUCAUCCACGUCCACGCGACAACCAUAGUCCGGGAUAUGCUCACAUGGCCCGAAACCUACCGGCACGAGUACACCAUCCCAGGCAACGACCUCGCCGGCACGGUGGUCGAGGUGUUCGACUCGAAGGACACAGUCUCCGGCGCCUACCAGCCGGGCGAUGAGGUCUUCGGCAUGAGCCCCGCAGACCGCGCCGCCACCUGGGCUGAGUACACCGUUGUGCGGACCGGAGAAAUCGCCCAUAAGCCUACGGGGCUCGGCUGGGCGCAGGCGGCGGGGCUACCGCUCAGCGCGCAGACGGCGUACGAGGCGUUGUUCGUGCAUGCCGGGAUCGGGGUGCCUUCUUUGGGCGAUGCGAUCCACAACCUUAAGAAAAAGAAGAAGGAGAAGGACGAGGCGGCGCACAAACUACCGGCAAAGCAGAAGCUCCUUAUCACAGGCGCGUCCGGUGCUGUGGGAAUCCAUCUCGUGCAACUCGCCGCCGCCGCUGGCGGGCUCUACGUCGUCGCCGCGACGAGCUCAGACGCUCGUAACCGGGAGUUUUUGGUCGAUCUGGGCGCGGACGAGACGGUCGAGUAUGCGUCGCUGGACACCCGGGCAGCUGAGUUUGAUAGCGUGGUGGAUGCGGUGGGCGGGGAGGUGUUGGCGCGGUGCUGGGAUUAUGUGAAGCCGGAUGGCGGGGUGUUGGUGUCGGUCGACUCGAGCAGCUUCGACUUUGUCGAGAGGCAUGCGCAGCGGGGGAUACGCAGGGAGGGCGUGCGGGCGCUGUUCUUUAUUGUUGAAGGGAGUGCGGAGGCGUUACGGUUUGUGGCGGGGUUGGCGGAGGACGGUGGGUUGGUGUCUUUGGUCAAUCGAAUCUUCGCUUUUGAGGAGAUACAGGAGGCAUAUGAGCUUGGAAAUGGGCGGUCUGAGGGGAGAGGGAAGGUGGUACUGGUGCGGUGA
Molecule: messenger RNA, 1071 nt
Organism: Aspergillus saccharolyticus JOP 1030-1
Lineage: Eukaryota; Fungi; Ascomycota; Eurotiomycetes; Eurotiales; Aspergillaceae
Product: NADP-dependent oxidoreductase
Exons: 1
Coding region: 1-1071 (356 amino acids)
Molecular function (GO): oxidoreductase activity
Source: RefSeq, a predicted model, not a curated record